AUGGCGUUCGACACACCUGUGCUGGCUCUCUUGCUCGUAGUAUUCGCGUCUAUUCUUGAAGUAUUUUUGCUAUGUUUAGCUGGAUACGUCCUCGCAUGGAAGGGCAUUCUUGAUAAACGAGUCCAGAAAGCACUGAACCGCAUGAACAUAUCUCUCUUCACACCGUCUCUCCUCUUUGUCAAAGUAGCGUUCUUCCUUUCCCCAGGGAAACUACGGGAACUGUGGAUCAUCCCUAUAUUUUGGGUUAUUUUAAAUGGCACAUCGUUCCUCAUCUCAUACACGCUUGGUAAACUUUUCCUUGUGAAAAAGUCCCAAAGGAGCUUCGCAAUGGCUGCUUCCAUGUUCAUGAAUUCGAAUUCUUUUCCGACCGCUUUGAUGCAGAGUCUGGUAAUAUCUGUCCCGGGCUUAAAAUGGGGCGAAGAUGACAACAAGGACAUCAUGCUGGGUCGCGCGUUGACCUACCUCGUGUUUUUCAGCACCCUAGGCAUGAUGCUUCGCUGGAGCUUUGGUGUUCGUCUUUUGACUGCCGCUGAUGACACUCCGGUUCCAAAUGGAGGGCAUCGUUCAAGCCCACUACUUUCGGACAGUGAAGUCAUCGCACACCCUUCGGCUGAGGAGCAACAAAUAUUCAGCCAUAGUUCAGCGAUACAACCUUCCACUUAUGUAGAUCACGACAAUGACUCAUUGUCAAGUGGGGGUAACACAAUCUCGCCUGAAAGAGCCCGCGAGGACAAUGAUUUGUUGCUCCCUCCAGGGAACGCUAUCAUCCACUCGUUUCCCAACUCACCCACUCGAAAGAAUAGAAAUUUGUCAUCAGAAGCCCUUAUUCCACCGUUAUCCUCUGAUGACAUCAACGUAUCCGAUCAAGAAGACGAUAUCAUCCCGGUAUACCGACGUCACUUCACACAGCCUACGUCCACGCGGAUGCAGUCUAUUCGGAGGCGUUUCCGCCACCGAUUGAGUAGCUCUUGGACUAAGAUCAAUCAGUUCAUGUCAGCUCCAUUGUGGGCGUCAUUGCUCUCGCUUUUCGUGGCAUGCGUACCUCCAUUCCAGCACAUAAUGGAAGAUCAUGUCCAACCAAUCAAAGGCGCUCUUACGUCUGCUGGCAACUGUUCUAUUCCGCUGACACUCGUGGUUCUUGGCGCGUACUUCUACACCCCACCUGAUGAAGCUCGACAAGACCGACCGGAGGGCCUAAGUACUAGGAGGUCGUCCGUGUCGCUUCUCAGCAACUUGCAAGAUGUCUUCAAACUGAAACCCACGAUAGGUCGGAGGAACAAGACACUGUUAAGCGCCUCCUCGGCGCCAAGUGAUUCUGGGGAAACCACGACAGUCAUCAUUGCUGUAUCGUCGAGGAUGAUCAUCACACCCUUACUGCUUCUGCCCCUUAUGGCGCUAUCGUCCAGAUAUGAUCUACACAACGUUUUUGAAGACCCUGUAUUUGUUGUUUCGACUGUGCUACUGAUAGGCUGUCCUGUGGCGUUGACGCUCGCUCAGAUCUCCCACGCUGCAUCGAAUGAUGCUUUCGAACGACUUAUCAGCCGGACUAUCUUCUGGUCUUACUGCAUACUCGCAGCCCCCGCGAUGAUUGUCUAUGUCGUCAUUGGCCUACUUCUAGCCAAGUUAUGAUGAAAGUUGCAUAUAACUCUUCCAUUUGAUUUUUAGAAACGCUUUUUUUUGCUCACACUUUACUCACUUUACCUCCCCUGAUGGUCCUAUUGCUUAUCCCACUGCUGUCCCAUAGUUGUACGUUCCAUUUUCAUUCUGGAUAUCUUCUGAAUCUGCCCAAAGGUUUACAUCAUUUCUAUUUUUCCUUUCUAGAUCUUAGUUUCUCACCGGUCUGAUUUUUUCACAUGUCCAUACAGUAGCAACAUAGAAUGAACACAGUGUUCCAUACAAUAUUUGAACUUAAAGGUGGAUGAGAAAUGUAGAUAGGACGUAACUUACGUUACUUAGACCUCUGGAGCGAUCUUAUCAUGCUGC
Molecule: messenger RNA, 1983 nt
Organism: Serpula lacrymans var. lacrymans S7.9
Lineage: Eukaryota; Fungi; Basidiomycota; Agaricomycetes; Boletales; Serpulaceae
Exons: 8
Coding region: 1-1629 (542 amino acids)
Biological process (GO): transmembrane transport
Cellular component (GO): membrane; endoplasmic reticulum
Source: RefSeq, a predicted model, not a curated record